Molecule: messenger RNA, 4036 nt
Organism: Bactrocera latifrons
Lineage: Eukaryota; Metazoa; Arthropoda; Insecta; Diptera; Tephritidae
Gene: Fak
Product: focal adhesion kinase 1
Exons: 17
Coding region: 269-3946 (1225 amino acids)
Biological process (GO): protein phosphorylation; signal complex assembly
Cellular component (GO): focal adhesion; cytoskeleton
Molecular function (GO): ATP binding; protein tyrosine kinase activity
Source: RefSeq, a predicted model, not a curated record
UCUGUUUGGUAACAAAUGUAUUGAGUUAAAGCAUAAAAGUUGUAAUUUUACUUAUAAAAAGUUUUAUUAUUCCUUAAUAUUGUGCCGGACAGUGUUUGAGUGACAAUAUUAAUAAACAAUUCAUAUAAUGCGGCAUUUAGUCUGGAAACUCUAUAUAAGCUGGUGAAAUCGAAGAGGAAAUCCGACGUUCAUAUAUAUAAUGGACACAUGUUGUAUUAGAUUGCUUUGAAAACAUCAAACGAGGAAACGUAACUACUAUUAUACUCUAAUGUCGAAAUUACAAGCUACUAUCUGUUUUGGGACUCAACUAGCGUCAAUGCCACAAAAUGAAGGACAAAUUGAUGAAUUUGUUUUGCAUUUACACAUGCCUAACAAGGGUAUGCGGCCAAUUAAUGUUAACGAGGCAAAUGACACUGUGCUUCAUGUUAUUGAGCGUGCUGUACGUAGCUUGGUACCGGGUCAUAUGCCGAAUCCACAUUUCUAUGCACUACGUCUGAAUAAUGUAGUAACUAAAGAAAUAUUAUGGAUGACGAGAUCAACAGGCAUGAAUCAGGUUAUGAAAUAUAUUUGGUACCCGAUCUGCCCGAAUUUCGAAUGUUCUAACUAUGAUAAUACAAGUAUCAAAAGUAGCAACAGAAGUUCGGUCAAUAGUGUUUGGCGGGCUGAGCUGCGGAUACGUUACAUUCCAAAUAGUUUGGCGGAGUUUUAUGAGCAAGACAAAACCAGCUGUUUAUAUUAUUUUGAUCAGGCUAAACAAGAUUAUGUUUUGUCUGAUCCAACAAUCGAUGUCGAUACGGCGAUACAGUUGUGCUGUUUAGGUAUCCGACAUUAUCUUAAGAAUACGGUAAUCAAAGCGCCAGAUAAAAAGCACCAUAUUGAUUAUGUUGAGAAGGAAAUCGGUUUAAAUUCUUUUCUUCCAAAAUCUGUGAUAAGUUCAGUAAAGCCAAAGAAUUUGAAAAAGUUAAUUCAAGCUGGAUAUAAGAAGGUGUAUAAUUUAACGGACAUUGAAUAUAUAACCAAGUUUUUCGAUCUUCUCCAAACAUGUAAAAUUAAUGGAAAUGAAAAAUUUUCAGUAACAUUAAGUUCAGCAUGGAAUAUAUCCGGCUUCUUGUACAUCGGUUCACAAAUCGGCAUUUCCUAUCAAACACAUCCACAAGCAGACCUGACAAGUGUCGCAACCUUCAAAGACAUUAUCAAAAUUGUAACCCUUACUAUACCCAGGGAUAGUGUAAAUAACCAAUCUAAAAAGCCAAUUGCUAACUCGGCCUCUACAGAUGAUAAAUAUAAUCCUUGUAAAUGCUGGGAGGUCAAAACUCAAUUGAGAAUAACGACAAGGAGCAAUGAUGAAGACUUAGUAAUCACCUGUGAUGGCAUAAAUACGGCUGAAAGCAUUGCUGAUCUUAUUGAUGGAUAUUGUUGCUUAAUUCAAGGCAGUGGUUAUGUUUCCAAAUGGGAACGUAACGAUGUAAAUACUUUAAAUAGUAUAAAUAAUGGCUUGAAUGCAUCAGCCGCAGAUUCAAAGGGCUAUCAAAACAACGGCUUAGACAAGGAAAAGCAAAAUGAGGGGGAUCAAACUGAUGGUGGUGGUGCAACAAUUCAAACCAGCACAAAACCAAAGCCUACCUUAACCGAAGAUUAUGCUGAAAUCGGUUUAAUCGAUGAUGAGGGCGACUAUUCUACGCCUACUGCUCGAAAUUAUGAAUUAGAAAGAUCUCAAAUAAAUCUGAAUGAAAAAAUAGGCGUGGGCCAAUUCGGUGAUGUUCAUAUAGGCACAUAUUUUCCGAAGGCUAAGAAAAAUACCAAAUCGAAUGCAUUGAAUACUAUGGAAAUGAAAUCUUCGGUAAUUCAAGUUGCAGUGAAAACCUGCAAAGCAAGUGAUGACCCUCAAAAAAUGGAGCAAUUUUUAGAAGAAGCAUAUAUUAUGCAAAAAUUCGAUCAUCCACAUAUAAUUCGUUUAAUUGGUAUAUGCAGUGAGUCGCCGAUUUGGAUUGUUAUGGAAUUAGCACGUCACGGGGAACUUAGAGCGUAUUUAAAAGCCAACAGUAAGAAACUUAAGCGUGGUACGCUGCUCCUCUACUGCUACCAGUUGUCGACAGCCCUAAGCUAUUUGGAAUCUAAGAAGUUCGUACAUAGAGAUAUUGCGGCACGAAAUGUGUUAGUCAGUUCGCCAACUUGUAUAAAGCUUGCUGAUUUCGGUCUCUCACGUUGGGUGUCGGAUCAAUCGUAUUAUCAUUCAAGCAUGUGUAUAUUGCCCAUUAAGUGGAUGGCGCCCGAGUCGAUCAAUUUUCGAAGAUUCACUAACGCUAGUGAUGUCUGGAUGUUUGGCGUUUGCGCUUGGGAAAUACUGAUGUUGGGAGUAAAGCCGUUUCAAGGUAUCAAAAACAGUGACGUUAUAACGAAAUUGGAAAACGGUGAACGCUUGCCGCUGCCAAAAGAUUGUCCACCACGCUUGUACUCACUCAUGUCACAAUGUUGGGCUCAUGAGCCAUCCAAACGACCCACGUUCCAGCGUAUAAAGGAAACCCUUUAUGAAAUUUUAGUGGAUGAGAAAAUUAGCGAUUCGGAAACAAUGAGGCGUGAGAACAGACGUGUGGCGGCCAUGUCAUGGAGUGGUUGUGAAGGCGAAGUACCACCAGUUAAACCGACUAGAACACCCUUCGAAGGAGAUUCCGCGCUGCAGUCAUCCAUAGUCAGCGAAAAGAAUCCAUUAAGCCCACAAACAUACAUUAUAGCACAAAAUCCCGAAGUCUUGGCCAGAUUAAUGAUGGAAAACGAGAAUCGCAGCAUUAAUCCAGCAGCUUAUACAACACCAGCAUCGAGGAAGCGUCUGAGCCUUGCAACGUCUAAUUCGGACAUAAAUGCCAUGGGCUAUUUCAAUUCCCAUCAUGGACCAUCAAGUUUACCCGAAUGUUCACCAAGUAUUAGUAAUUCCUUAGGAGCUUCACGCCCGCACACCCCCGACUGCAAACUUGACACCUUAAAGAAUAGUACAUCCUCAAUAGAGAACUCGUCAAGUAGUAAUUUUAUUGAUACACCAAGUGAUUCAAGGCCAAAUAAUGAUGUAGCAACUGCCAAACAAACCGUUAAUAGUAGUGGCAAUAAGCCAACCCUGACGAUUGAUCGCAGCAAUGACGAAGUGUAUAGUGCCACUAAAAAUGUGGUUAAGGCGAUAAUGACACUUUCGCAAGAUGUGGAAAAAUCAAAUGCCAAUAACUAUUUGUAUUUAGUACGAAAUGUUGGAAUUGAAUUACGUGCAUUGCUGGCAUCCGUGGAUCGACUGUCCAGGGUUUUUCCCACGCAAGCGCUUAGAGAGGUUGAAAUGGCACACAAAGUGUUGUCAAAGGAUAUGCAGGAUUUGGUGGCAACAAUGCGCUUAGCACAGCAAUACAGUGACACAACGCUCGAUAGUGAAUACAGACGAAAUAUGUUGUCAUCCGCGCAUGUCCUAGCUAUGGAUGCAAAGAACCUAUUUGAUGUAGUGGAUUCUAUACGUAGACGGCAUGGUAUAUCCUCAACACCAUCAGCACCAUUACAGGAACGGGCACGUUCCAAUCCAUUGUCCUCAACAUCGAGUGAUCCGUUGGUUUUCACGGUUAAGACGACUAGUGGGCAUACCAUAACGCCGAAUGAGGAGACAGCUGUAACGCUAACCGAAGAUGGUUACCAAGUAAUGUCGAAUAGUAAAUAUCAAAAUUACAACAAUUUAGUAACCGAAAAAGACAAAAUUGAUGGGGAAUUGUCGCAACAGCAAUUACCAAAUAUUGGCAAUUUACAUGUGACAACCCAUUUAAAUAACGAAGGGGUUGGCAGACGAUCUAACCUCGCAUUUGAGCAUAUUAUGCAUAAUACGAAUGAACAACUACAAAUUGUAGAACAUACAGACAGUUCGGAAUUCGAUCAUUUAUAUUCGAACACUAAUAUUGCUUCACAAAAAAGGUGCAACUAAUUAAUGUGUUAAAACGCUAGCCGAAUAAAUAUUUAUAGUCAAAACUAAAAAGUAAUUUACAUACUCGUACAUAAAUACAUAUUUAUACAU